AUAUUUAUUAAUGAUGCUCAUUUUGGUACAUCUUCUCACUUUAAAUAAUAUAAUGCAAUGGCUGACAUAAUCCCAUCCGAACCUCCCCCUCAGAAAGAAAAGAGGUCUCGAUCUAAAUUUAAGAAAUCAAGAGGGGCGUGUCUCACUUGCAAGUAUGUUACAAUUUCCAUUGUUCUCUACAACAUAUGCCAUCUUCUCAUUUCAAGUAUCGUGAUGAGCACAUUUACCCCGUGUUUCUGAGGGGCGUCAAGAACAGCUAGCACAGCUUUCAUGACGACAAGCAAAUGUACAAUUCUGUUAUUUCCAAUUCUCCUGCAAUUGCAGAUUCACAAGCACAAACUCAGAAACUAUGAAACAAUUACAGAGUAGCUAAACCACAACCCAAACUCAAGGAUCCGCCAUAUAAAAUGUGACGAAAGCAAACCAAAAUGCCAAAAAUGCAGUAGCACGGGUCGAAUCUGCGAAUACCACUCUCCACACCAUACCGCCAUGAUCCUCUCACCAAAUCGCAUCUCCAUCAACCCAGGUCUUACUUCUACACGCAGUAGUAAAGAACAUCGAUAUUUCGAUCACUUUCGUCAUCGAACCUUAUUCGGCUUGAUGGGCGUGAAUGCCGAUUCCGACUUUUGGCAUCGAAUGAUCCUUCAGCUCAGUGAAGCAUAUCCCGCGGUUCUUCAUGCCGUAAUUGCGAUUUCGGUUCUGCAUGAAUAUUUAUGCAAUCCCUCGUAUGCGACCCAACGGGUUUUUCUUCAGCAAUAUAAUAAAUCAAUUCGAUAUAUUCGUGCUCUGGAAUCCGAGGAUGAGAUUCAAGUUACGUUAACAUGUUGCAUUAUAUUCGUCUGUUUGGAAAAUGCGCAAGGAAAUCACGGAAAAGCACUCGAACAUUUGGAAAAUGGAUUGAAGAUAUACAAUACAUGGAAAGCGCAAGAUGCAGCCCCAGCAAUAAAACAAGCACAGGAAAAUAUUCUCGAAGUCUAUACCCGUUUCGACGUCCAAGCAACCUCCUUUUGGGAUUCGCGCAAACCCGUUUUAAUGUACGAUAGUGAUAUUCAAGAACCCGAAUGCGGUGAUUGUUUCCCCAAUCUCCAUGCUGCGAGUCUCGCGCAGCAAUACUACGAGCUUCGCAUUUUCUACGUCCUUACCGCCGUAUCUCCCAAACCAUCCGAUUCCCAUGGCCAACAACAACUCCAAAACCCCGCUAACUCCGAAGCCCCAUUCCCCCACCGCACCAAACUCCUCCACGCCUUCAACACCGGAAUGUUAAACUGGAAACGUGCAUUCGACGGCCUAAUCCGAAGCUCCUUCCCAACCUGGAAUCCCCGAGAAAUCCACCGCAGUCUCCUCCUACAACUGCACUACCAAACACUCUCCCUAAUCGUCGAUCUUCGCGUCCAUUCCCACCUUACAACAAACUCAUCAGAAAUUCCUGUUUCCGAAUAUCGACGAUUCCAAACCAUCAUUGAUAUUUGCCGAUCUGUUCUCUCACACGCGAGUUCGGAAUACAACAAUGCGUUUCUCACGGCGGAUGGAGGAGUUAUCGCCUCGUUAUAUUUUAUAGCCAUGUCGGCACCAGAUCCUCAUUUAUAUCAGCAAGCAAUCGCGCUCCUUCGAUUGGUGAAGAAAAAAGAGGGGUUUUGGCAGCCGGAAGAGGUUUUGAGGGUUGCGGAGGAGGUUGCGAGGAGGAGAGAGGGCAUGGGUGAGGAUUUAAUUGGUGGGGUGGACGGCGCGGGAGUUACGGGUGUGAAGUUUCGCACUGAGUUGUUUCCUGAGGCGAAGAGGGAGGGGAAGGUGGAAGUGGACGCGGAGCUUGCUCAUGAUUUGGAGAGGGAUAUGACGUUUCGAGAGGAAAUAAUGAAAGAGGUUAGUGAUUUUAUUUGUGAAGAACUUCCUUUUGAUGAUACUUUUAGGGGUGAUUGAUGUACUUGAUUUUACGGAAUUAUGAUUCAUGAGUCUAAGUGGUGAUAUGAAUAUUGAUGUUGAUAUUACUGGCCAUGGAGUGAGUACCUUUCCUAGGGCUAGGUAGUUAAACUAGGUGGAUAUAAGCCAUUAACCAUAUCAUAUAAAUCAUAUAUCGAAAGUAUA
Sclerotinia trifoliorum is the source of this 2082-nucleotide messenger RNA. NCBI's taxonomy places the organism in Eukaryota, Fungi, Ascomycota, Leotiomycetes, Helotiales, Sclerotiniaceae. The record is from the annotation of a GenBank genome assembly.